Messenger RNA from Purpureocillium takamizusanense, 1513 nucleotides. RefSeq names its product Acetyl-CoA C-acetyltransferase (gene ERG10). Lineage: Eukaryota; Fungi; Ascomycota; Sordariomycetes; Hypocreales; Ophiocordycipitaceae. Gene Ontology annotation, biological process: ergosterol biosynthetic process; fatty acid beta-oxidation. Gene Ontology annotation, molecular function: acetyl-CoA C-acetyltransferase activity. The record is from RefSeq and is a predicted model, not a curated record. The coding region runs from base 88 to 1278 and encodes 396 amino acids. The transcript has 4 exons.
GCGUGCCGUCCCUCUUCCUCUCCAACACGCUGUUAUCCCCCAACCCUUCCAUCUAGCGUCACCGGCUCGAGCGCUCACGAAAACGCCAUGGCUGGACUCCCACCCGUUUACAUCGUCUCGGCUGCGAGAACCCCCGUCGGAUCGUUCCUUGGCUCCCUCUCGAGCCUGAGCGCGACGCAGCUGGGCUCUUCCGCCAUCAAGGGUGCUGUUGAGAGGGCAGGCAUCAAGCCCGAGGACGUCGAGGAAGUCUUCUUUGGUAAUGUCCUAUCUGCCAACCUCGGUCAGGGCCCUGCCCGCCAGGCCGCCAUCGGUGCCGGCCUCCCCCAGUCCACCAUCUGCACGACGGUGAACAAGGUCUGCGCCUCGUCGCUCAAGGCCAUCAUCCUUGGCGCCCAGAACAUCAUGCUCGGCACCUCGUCCGUCGUCGUCGCCGCCGGCGCCGAGUCCAUGUCCAACACCCCGCACUACCUGCCCAACCUCCGCACCGGCGCCAAGUACGGCGACCAGACCCUCGUCGACGGCGUCCUCAAGGACGGCCUGACCGACGCCUACAAGAAGGAGCACAUGGGCCUCCAGGGCGAGCUGUGCGCCGACGACCACGACCUGUCGCGCGAGGCCCAGGACGAGUACGCCAUCAACUCGUACAAGAAGGCCCAGGCCGCCACCGAGGCCGGCCUCUUCAAGGAGAUUGUCCCCGUCGAGGUCAGCGGCGGCCGCGGCAAGCCCCCCGUCAAGGUCGACCGUGACGACGAGGUCAAGAACCUCAACGUCGACAAGCUCAAGGCCAUGCGCCCCGCCUUCAAGCCCGACGGCUCCAUCACGGCCCCCAACGCCGCCCCCAUCAACGACGGCGGCGCCGCCGUCGUCCUCAUGUCCGAGGCCAAGGUCAAGGAGCUCGGCGUCAAGCCCAUCGCCAAGAUCCUCGGCUGGGGCGACGCCGAGCGUGAGCCCGAGCGCUUCACCAUCGCGCCGUCCCUGGCCGUCCCCAAGGCCAUCAAGCACGCCGGCCUGACCGAAAAGGACAUUGAUUUCUACGAGAUCAACGAGGCCUUCUCCGUCGUCGCCCUCGCCAACAUCAAGCUGCUGGGCCUCGACGCCGACAAAGUCAACGUCUACGGCGGCUCCGUCGCCAUCGGCCACCCCCUGGGCUGCUCUGGCGCCCGCAUCGUCACCACCCUAACCUCGGUCCUCCAGGAGAAGGGCGCCAAGAUUGGCUGCGCCGGCAUCUGCAACGGCGGCGGCGGCGCCUCUGCGCUGGUCAUUGAGAACCUGCAAUGACUCGGCCACCACCAUGCGCAGACAGCGAGGCUGUAACGACUACAUGAGCCAUGCCGGACAGAGACAUGUUUGGAGCAAAUGUGCACCCCAGAUUCUUUUCUGAGUCAAAAGUGAUGUCGCAGCACGGCUUAUGCAUACAUAGCAUAUAAACAUUUAAUUGAAGUAAACUUUUGGCCUCGGUCUCAGCUAUAACUGUACUCCAUAAUUAGCAUGUCCCGAUGGGCUGAUGGCGAGG